This is a messenger RNA of Raphanus sativus (radish), 999 nucleotides long. Its product is annotated as glutathione S-transferase L3. NCBI's taxonomy places the organism in Eukaryota, Viridiplantae, Streptophyta, Magnoliopsida, Brassicales, Brassicaceae. Gene Ontology annotation, molecular function: glutathione transferase activity. The record is from RefSeq and is a predicted model, not a curated record. Bases 114 to 824 code for a protein of 236 amino acids. The transcript is spliced from 9 exons.
ACAAGUGUAAUCUCAUAUGUAACGCUUCCACACUCUGGUUCUUAUUAGCGUUGCUUAUCGUCAGAUUCCCGUGUCUGUGUAGAAUCAUCAGAUUCUUCGAAUACAUUUCGUCCAUGGCUUCUUCUCCUUCUGUUUUAGAGGAUCGCCCAGCUCCGCUCGAUGCCACAGCCGAUCCACCCGCUCUGUUCGACGGAACCACAAGAUUGUACACAAGCUACGGUUGUCCAUAUGCUCAACGUGUUUGGAUCACCAGAAACUUUAAGGGUCUGCAAAAAAAGAUUAAACUAGUUCCUUUAGAUCUUGGGAAUAGGCCUGCUUGGUACAAGGACAAAGUCUAUCCAGAAAACAAGGUGCCAGCACUUGAGCACUAUGGGAAAAUCAUAGGUGAGAGUCUUGAUCUGAUCAAGUAUCUCGAUAACAGUUUUGAGGGUCCUUCGCUUUUUUUCCCCGAGGAUCAAACAAAAAGAGAGUUUGGCGAAGAGUUGUUGAAGUACACUGAUACGUUCAUCAAGACUAUGUGGGCGUCCCUCAAAAGUGAUCCUUUUAAAGAAACUGCACCUGUGUUGGAUUAUCUGGAAAACUCUCUAUACAAGUUUGAUGACGGACCAUUCUUCCUCGGCCAGUUUAGCUUGGUUGAUAUCGCUUAUAUCCCCUUCAUUGAAAGGUUUCAAAUCGUACUCAACGAACUAUUCAAGUGUGAAAUUACUGCAGAACGUCCCAAACUAUCAGCUUGGAUCGAGGAAAUGAACAAGAUUGAUGCCUAUGCACAAACAAAGACCGACUCUAAGGAGAUUGUGGAGAUUUUCAAGAGAAAACUCAUGUAAGGAAGGAGCACUAAGCAGUAAAAGUGUAUGAACUAAGAUGUAUAAUUAAAGUCAGUCGUAAUAUUGUUAUCUAUCCAACACAAAGCGAAUAGUGUUGAAACUAUAUGAUAUAAUACAAUAAUUUGAGAGACUAAGAGCCUUUGACGGCUUCACAAAGUCUACUGUUAUGAUUCUA